UCAGCCUAUUUUUUGUGGCCACUGAGCUUCUGUUCGAGGCACCAGUUGUAACUCGCGGGGCCGCUCAACUUUACAGCCUUCCACUGCUUCCCAGCCUAGCCUGCCGACCGGUCGGUGGUCUACUCCUCCACGAUGACCUCCACGGUGGCCGACUCCAGUCCCAGACCCACUGGCACCUACACCUUCUCCAGCCGGCCCCGAGCCCUGAACUGCCAGCGCCGCCGCUACCGGGAGUGCUUCGGGGCAGAUGAAGAACCUAUUCACUAUGGAAACAUUAUGUAUGACAGAAGGGUUAUACGAGGCAACACUUAUGCUCUACAUUCCUAUCCACCGUCUACUCAACCCGAUCCCGUUGAGCUCCAAAGGCAGCAGGAGGCCAAAAGGAAAGCUCUUGCUAGAAGACGAGCUAGAGAACAUCUUCGACCAAGAAGUCCUGAACCUGUAGAAGGCAGAAAGCAUGUUGAUGUACAGACAGAGUUAUAUUUAGAAGAACUUGCUGACCGCAUAAUAGAAGUUGAUAUGGAAUGUCAAACUGAUGCAUUUUUGGACCGACCGCCAACACCACUUUUUGUCCCAGCUAAAACUGGCAAAGAUGUAUCCACACAAAUAUUAGAAGGCGAGCUGUUUGACUUUGACAUUGAAGUCAAACCAAUGUUAGAAGUUUUGGUGGGAAAGACCAUUGAACAAUCUUUGCUUGAAGUCAUGGAAGAAGAAGAAUUGGCUGAAUUACAAAAGCAACAACAACAAUUUGAAGAACUACGGAAUCUGGAACUUGCAGAAGUACAGCGACUUGAGGAACAAGAGAGGCGCCACCAGCAAGAAAAGGAACGCCGCAGAGAGCAACAGCUACAACAAUUACAGAAACAGAAUGAGACUGCACAGAAAAUUGCAGCUCGGGCGUAUGCUCAGAUUUACCUGGCUGACCUCCUUCCAUCUGUCUUUGGUAGUCUCAGGGAUAAUGGUUACUUUUAUGAUCCUAUAGAAAGAGAUAUUGAGAUUGGAUUUGUACCUUGGCUGAUGCAUGAAGUGGAUAAAACAAUAGAAUACAACAUGGUGGGAAGAGUAGUACUUGACAUGUUGAUUCGUGAGGUGGUUGAAAAUAGGUUGAAUAUGUUUGAACAGCUAGCAGUUAAAGAGGCAAAGACUUCAUCUGAUAACAGAGAUGAAGACCACGGAGAAUCAUUUACAGUAGGAUCUGAACAAUACCCAGAGGAACAAGAAUCACUGCAAACAAGGAGUUUCCCAGAAGUCCCGCCACCUGUAGAAAGGGAUACCUUCCAGAUGCCAUUUGGAGAAAAUAUAGAUAACCUGGAUAUGGGACCUGAAAUGAAAUUUCUACCUGAAGAGCCAUGAAACCAAGUGACAGCCAGCCCAUCAAAUAAUCAGGAGACCUUCAUUCAAGAAGAUCAUUUGUCAUGCUUUAGGAGAAGAAGAUAUUUUACAACAGUUUUCUGGACUCAGCUACUCAUUGUGAAAAUUGUCUUGGGUGGGGGGAAGGGUAAGAAAAAAGUAAAUAUUUAUAUUUUGUGGUUGGUGAAUCAGUCAGUUACCAUGCUCUCUUCAUUUAAAGUCCAUUUUAACAUUAUGAUUUUCAUAUCUAAAUGAGAAAAACCACAGUAUGCCUUUUACUUAUUCCAAAAUUAA
Messenger RNA from Gracilinanus agilis (Agile Gracile Mouse Opossum), 1644 nucleotides. RefSeq names its product radial spoke head 3 (gene RSPH3). The transcript is spliced from 9 exons. Gene Ontology annotation, cellular component: cilium. The record is from RefSeq and is a predicted model, not a curated record. Bases 133 to 1353 code for a protein of 406 amino acids. Lineage: Eukaryota; Metazoa; Chordata; Mammalia; Didelphimorphia; Didelphidae.